UUGGCCAGCACAUGAUGAUUUAGAUAGAGAAAUCAUUUUAAAAAGAUUUGAACGUUCUAAAAAUAAUAUUAAAUAUUUCUUAAACGAAUUAAUAUCAAAUCAACAUUGUAAAAAUAAACCACUUCAUAAUUAUAUAAUUGAAGUUUAUGGUUACACAAAAGAACCUGAAUCAGAUGAUUAUAUUUUAGUUAUGGAAUAUGCGUCAGAAGGAGACUUACAUAAAUAUUUACAAAAGAAUUUUACAAGUAUUGCGUGGAGUAAUCGUUAUAAUCAAAAACUACAUAUUUUACAGGAAAUUUCAAAGGGACUUGAAUAUAUUCAUAAGAAUAAAUUUAUACAUCGAGAUUUUCAUAGCGGAAAUAUAUUAUUAGAUGUAUUUCAAUGGAAAAUUGGGGAUCUGGGAUUAUCGCAGUCUGAAAGUAGUAAAUCAUUAAACAAUGAAAUAUAUGGAGUUAUACCUUACAUUGCACCAGAGAUAUUUAAAGGGGCUGCGUUUUCUAAAGAGGCUGAUAUCUAUAGUUUCGGUAUGAUUAUGUGGGAACUUACAACAGGUUGUAAACCUUUUGCUAAUGUUGAACAUGAUAUUCAUCUUAUUUAUAAAAUUCUUGAUGGAGAACGACCCAAUAUUACAGAGGAUACACCAAAAUGUUAUGCUGAUUUAAUGAAAAGUUGUUGGGAUCCUGAUCCAAAAAAAAGACCUUCU
Rhizophagus irregularis DAOM 181602=DAOM 197198 is the source of this 703-nucleotide messenger RNA. The record is from RefSeq and is a predicted model, not a curated record. NCBI's taxonomy places the organism in Eukaryota, Fungi, Glomeromycota, Glomeromycetes, Glomerales, Glomeraceae.